CAUGUGUUUGGAAAAAUCAGUCAAGCAGAACAGCAGAAUUUUGGCCGAUUUUUAUUUUAUAAGAAGAACAAAGGUGUCGUGUAAAUUAGGUGGUUGGUAAAGCAUACCUGUUUAAAUGGCUGUAGCCCAAGACAGUGUUGCCACUCCUGGGGAGCAGCAGGAUGUCAUUACAAAACUGAACUUGUACUUUAAAUCAGUAGUUGACAUGAUCCCCAGUGAUGCUUACUUCACAAAGAUAACAGACGCGAAUAAGCGACAUAAAAAGGACAAAGACAUAGACGCGGAAGACAAAAUACCUGCGAGUCAGGUAAAGGCGAUGGUAAAAAGGAGAAAGCUUAAUCCUAAGCUGAUGAAGUCUACGAGUCAGAUGAUGGAGAUGGAGAGUAGUGAGGAGGAAGAGGAUACCGCUCCUCCUCAGAAGAAGAAGAUCAUAAAGAAGGAAGGAUCAGGUGAUGACCCAAGCUCCAUCACUGAUCUUCAGAAGAAGUUGCAAGAGAGGAUAAGUGAUAUCAAAUCUCAAAGAAAUUCAAAGAAUCGGACUCCAGAGGAACAGGAAGCCAUCCGGAUCCGGAGGAAGCAAGAGAGGAAGAGAUACAAGCAGAAGAAAAUGCAGAAGCAGAUCAAAUUAAAGGGAGAUGAAAAAGAGACCGCACAGGUCGAAAAAACACUUGUUAAAAAAGAAGAAAAGAAGCCAGUCAGAGAUAAAAAUGGAAAAGUUGUUUUCAGUAAAUUCGACUUUGGGCAGGCGGAUGAAAAAGAGAAAAAAAACAAGAAGAAAAAAGAUCUUCCUACUGGUAAAAAUUAUGAAGUCUUGCUCAAUAAGGUAAAAGUAAAAAAAGAGAACUUGGAAAAGUUAAAAGAAGAGAACCCUGCUAAAGCAUCAGAGGUAGUUGCUAAAGAAGGCUGGAGCAAUGCUAUGGCAAAAGCAGAAGGAAUUAAACUAAAGGAUGAUCCUGCUUUGUUGAAGAAGUCAAUAAAGAGAAAACAGUCUAUUAAAAACCAGAGUGCGAAGAAAUGGAAAGAGAGAGAGGAUAAAGUAAAAGAACAGAUGGACAAACGACAAGAAAAACGUAAAAAUAAUAUUGAUAAAAAAAGGGACCGAAAAAAGAACUUAUCAAAGGGAAAAAAAGGAAAAAAGGGGGCUCCAGGAUUUUGAAAUUCUUAAACUAAACAGUUUUUAGUUGUUUUCCAUCUUUAGGUUUGAGAUGUGUUUACUCUUUUCUGCUCACUUUUUACAAUUGUUGUAUAAUCUUUAUUAAGAAUAUGAAUCCUUUGCUUUAAUAAUAUCAACCCUUUAAUGAUCGCCCUGUUUCAAAUUCUCCUUACUGUGUAGGCAUGUUUAAAUUGGUUUAAUAGUUACCUGCAAACUAAAAUAUAUAACCUGUCAUAGUUUAUCACAAAUUUCAAGUUUCCCUACCCUUUCCUAUGAUAUGUAAUAUUGAAAAUGACAACUUAUUACAUUAUGCGCAAACAG
Molecule: messenger RNA, 1474 nt
Organism: Ciona intestinalis (vase tunicate)
Lineage: Eukaryota; Metazoa; Chordata; Ascidiacea; Phlebobranchia; Cionidae
Source: RefSeq, a predicted model, not a curated record